Molecule: messenger RNA, 2553 nt
Organism: Cladophialophora carrionii CBS 160.54
Lineage: Eukaryota; Fungi; Ascomycota; Eurotiomycetes; Chaetothyriales; Herpotrichiellaceae
Exons: 1
Coding region: 1-2553 (850 amino acids)
Source: RefSeq, a predicted model, not a curated record
AUGGGCGAUCACGAGUUCCACGCAUCCCUCCCGGACUUCAAGCACAGUCUUCAGGGAUUGCCCUACAGCGAGACCAGGGCGUCCAAACCUCCCAUCCGGGUCACGCGCUCGACCUCGUCCUUACUUCGCGAAAUCGAGAAGCCACAGCCCUCUCCGCCGACCGGGGAUACCGCGUCGCUCUCCUCCAAUAAGAGAUACAAUUUACACGCGUCGUUGCCACAGGAUGGAGACGCCCCUCGCAUUCAGGCCGCCGGGCCAGAUUCAAUCUCCGCGAGGGAAAGUCAGACCAGCACAACUCUGAGUCUCAACACAAGAACCCCCACUCUGUCGAGUCUUACGUCUGCCACGGUCAGCAUUCCUCAGAUCCGUUUCGAUGAGCCCGCUGUCCGAACCUCCCCCGUCGACCGCAGCAGCAAUUACAGUACUGGCGACGACAGGAGAUGGUUGUCACUGAAACCGUACACAUCGACUUCGGCUGCAUCAGGAAAAGACGUUGGCGCAAACACACCCGGCACGUUCAAGGCACUGUCGUUUGAUGUCAGUAUUCCUACAACUGGAUUUGGCGAGGAGCUCCUGCCGACGAACAGCAUUGAAUUCUCGAAAAGGGGGAGCAUGCUUAUCGAUGGCCGAAGGGUGAACCAGUCAAGUCGCAAAACGUCCCCCAAUCUCUCCGCCAUCAUGGACGAAGAGAGAGUGGAAGAGGAGUCCAAUUUGGCAAAGACUUCGGCGCCAGAAUCUACUCCGGCACCCACUCCAAGGCCUGCCCCGAAUGAUCGCUCAAAUGCAAAGGUGCUCUCGGCGGAUGAAGAGAUGUUGUCAGAGAAGGUCCGGGCAUUCUACGCUGCAGGAACAGAUGGGCAGCAAGAGACAGAGUCCAACACCAAUCUGGCGGUACGAAUGGGAACGCGAUGGCAGUCGACGCUGGGAGCCGAUACCCGCAGUGUCAGCAUACCGUCUCUAUCACGGGCUACCUCGACCACUGACAUGAAUGACGAAAUGACCAGCUUGCGACAACCAAGCAUGGCGGGUUCCAUCUCCCAGUCACACAUACUGCUUGAGCGCGAGGAGUAUGAACUAGCCGGAGGCCUCGAAGACUGGAAAGAUGUCGACGCCCAAGAAAUCGACCGCUACGGUUUUAUCAUUGCCAAGACACCUGCCACCGCCGGCGCCGAUGAAUCCAAACCCCAGCGACUCACUCGGGUAACCACGAGUCUACAAAUGGCCAGUGAAACACCACGACGGAAAAGGACGCUCCGGCGCACGCCCAGCAGUGCGCAUGGCUCGAUGCGGUCCGUACAGAGUAAAACCGGGACAGCCGAGACGACGCCGCCUCGACCCAUGAGUUCUCAGAGCGGAUAUGCCGGCACACCACGCCGACGAGCAUCGUCCCGCCUCCCCGUUCCUGGCUCCCGGAAUCGUCGUCUGAUGGAUUCGGCGAUGGAUAUGCUCACGCUCCCCACUUCAGCACAACAAACGGUCGAGGACGGACACGUGCACAUCUCUAAUGCGCGCGCCCGGCGGAAGGAGCUCGAGCGUGAAGAGAAAUGGCGACGUAUGGCUCGUGCGAAACCGCCGUCCAAGGAUCCCAAGACUGGCCUUCCCCUUGUUGGAGCAGGCUCAGAGAGCGAAUAUACAUUCGACGUCUCAAGCUCCAAACUCAUCGAGCGCACGUGGAAAGGCAUUCCUGAUAAGUGGCGCGCCACGGCAUGGCACUCGUUCCUCAGCACGUCCGCGUCGAAACGGAAGAACCAGCCCAGUGACGCAGAGUUGACCUCCCUCUUCCAUCUGUACCAAGACCAACCCUCGCCAGACGAUGUGCAAAUCGACCUCGAUGUGCCGCGCACUAUCUCCAGUCAUAUCAUGUUUCGGCGGCGGUACCGAGGCGGUCAGAGACUCCUGUUCCGCGUCUUGCACGCCAUGUCCCUCCACGUCCCGGCCACAGGGUAUGUUCAGGGCAUGGCGGCUCUCGCCGUCACGCUCCUGGCGUACUACGACGAAGAAAAGGCCUUCGUCAUGCUCGUGCGCAUGUGGGAGCUCCGAGGUCUCGGUCAACUAUACGCGUCUGGAUUCGGUGGGCUGAUGUCUGCGCUUGAUGACUUUGAGAAGGGAUGGCUUGGAGAGGGCGAGGUGGCGAAGAAACUGGAGGGCUUGGGCAUAGGGCCCACGGCGUACGGGACGAGAUGGUAUCUUACGCUGUUCAACUAUACUGUGCCGUUUCCCGCACAAUUGAGGGUGUGGGAUGUUUUCAUGUUGUUGGGCGAUGAUACGACCGUGGCCACAGCGCCGCCUCCGAGUCGAGGGACGAUGUCCUCCAAACGAAAGGAUGGGCCAGAUGGGGCGGAAGAGCCGAACUUCGGCACGACUUUGAAUGUUUUACACGCGGCGAGCGCGGCGCUGAUUGACGGCAUGCGCGAUAUACUGUUGGAGUCGGACUUUGAGAACGCGAUGAAGGUAUUGACCAGUUGGAUCCCGAUUCAGGACGAGGAUCUGUUCAUGAGGAUUGCACGCGCGGAGUGGAAAGUCCAUCACGCAAAGUUGGCCAAAGGCCGAUGA